UUUGAAAGUGGUCUCUGGGUUACAGGCUGCUGGAGGGAUAACGUUAGCUACAAACCACCUCCUCCUGAACACUGCCCAUUAAGGGUUCAUUUAGUCUUUCAGCCAGAAUCACGGACAUGUCCUUAUUGGUUAAGAUGUUCAGUGGAGGAGAAAAGGUGAGAAAGAAGCCCGGCCAACAAGAGGAGAUUGAGAAACCUCCAGACAGAGAGGAGUUGCUGAUGAAGAAGAAAUCAUUUCUGAAGGAAAAGAUUGACCAGGAGCUCCUGUGUGUCAAGAAAAACCUCAGAAAGAACAGAGGAGUGUCUCUGCAGGCGCUGAGAAGAAAGAAGUGGUACGAGAAACAUCUCAAGUACAUUGACUGCGCCGUUAAGGCCAUGAGGUCUGCUCAGGAACACAUAGAUAUCGUCAACAAGGUGAACGAGCUGAUCAAGGACAUUACAGAGGAGCAGGAUGAGACUCGAGACAUGUCGGACACCUUCUACACAUCUGUGAGCUUUGGAGUAGAAUUUGAUGAGGAUGAGCUGCUGGCAGAGCUGGACAGGCUGGAGAAGAAUCUGGAUGAGAGUCUCUUUGAGAAGGACAGAAUGGAGGAGAGAGUCCCUUGUACCAAAGUGUCGCCAACCACAUCACCUCCCCGUCCUGCCAAGACUGAGGAAGACGAGUUUGAGGAAGAUUUAGAGUAUCUGCGUCGCUGGGUGAACGGACCCUCAUAAACACACCAUAGUGCAGGAUGGAAUAAAUACAUUAUUGUUCAUGAGUUUCCCAUGUUUAUGUGGACAUUUGACUCUAUAGCAAAGUGUUAGUGAAAAGGAGCGAGUUAUUUAAUGCAAUGUAUUGCAGAAACUACUUCUAAUUUUUAUUGUAGUGAAGUAUUAUGAGCUCUGUAAUACACUAUUAUUAUUAUUAUACUAUAAUUAGGGCAUUUGUAAACAUGAUUUAAAGCUGCAGUCGUUAAACGUAUUAUUUUUAUUUAAACUGAAACUUUCACUAUGUCCUGACAGUAGUAUAAGACAGAUAAUCUCUGAAAACAUUUGGUUCCUCUGGCUCCUCCUAGUGCUCCUAAUGGUAUUUGCACAAAUCCACCAGGCCUGAAUGAAAACAGCCAAUCAGAGCCAAGAAAGAUAGUUCAUUCUCAUUCCCUGGUUGUUAAAUACAGACACUUUGGGUCCCUGGAAGUAAAACUAAACAUUUGCCAUGAGGAGCACUAGGAGGAGCCAGAGGAACCUGAUGUUUUCACAGAUUAUUUAUUCUGUCUUGUACUAUUGUGAGGAUAUAGAGCAAGUUUCGGCAAAUAUAACAAAAAAACAUUUUUUAUUAAAUAAAUGUACCUACUGCAGCUUUAAUUACCCUAUGAAGUAAUGCGACAUUACUGAACUUGUCCCCUCCCAUCAUUGUUUCACCUACUCAUGCUUCUCAGCAGUGGCUCUUAUUAUUUUGUGUAUUACUACAAAUUGAUCUUUUUUAUAUAGGAUCUUUGCUGUAGCUGAGAUGGUCUUUUAAGGUUUGGUGAAACACAGUGUUGGCUUUGAUGCUGUUGGCAGUCAGGGUCCUUACGUUAAGAGUUUUUGUUUCAAAUUGCUGAAUGUUACAAAAAUAAACAUUGAAUUUAUAGACA
Messenger RNA from Dicentrarchus labrax (European seabass), 1615 nucleotides. Its product is annotated as charged multivesicular body protein 4b-like. Lineage: Eukaryota; Metazoa; Chordata; Actinopteri; Moronidae. Gene Ontology annotation, biological process: late endosome to vacuole transport via multivesicular body sorting pathway; vesicle budding from membrane. Gene Ontology annotation, cellular component: cytoplasmic side of plasma membrane; ESCRT III complex; multivesicular body. The transcript has 5 exons. The coding region runs from base 117 to 713 and encodes 198 amino acids. The record is from RefSeq and is a predicted model, not a curated record.